Odontomachus brunneus is the source of this 2974-nucleotide messenger RNA. It is a transcript of the gene Ufsp2, whose product is annotated as ufm1-specific protease 2. Bases 1000 to 2739 code for a protein of 579 amino acids. Lineage: Eukaryota; Metazoa; Arthropoda; Insecta; Hymenoptera; Formicidae. The transcript has 10 exons. The record is from RefSeq and is a predicted model, not a curated record.
ACGUCAAUAAUCGCUCUCGGAGCGAUUAACCCAGGGCCAGUCGAACACGCUAUAUGAUUGGUUAAUUUCUUACUCUCAUCUCUUAUAACUCAUACUUUUCUCCCAUUAAAGUCGUUCUACAUUAGUUGCAAGUCAAUUGCAACUCUUGUUGUGACAGCCAAUCAGAAGCGUCAAUAGCACCAAUAAUGUUUCUGAUUGGCUGUCGCAAUAAGAAUUGCGUUUACUUGCAAUAGGCUUACAACUAAUGUAGAACGACCUAUAGGCUGUGUUCUUUUAUUCGCGAUAGAUGCAGCCGAUGUCAUUCUAUUCUUGUUUAACAUUCGGUAAAAUUGAAAGAUAACAUGACAUCAGCUGUAUCUGUUGCAAAUAAAAAAACGCAGCCUUAUAAAUAGUCCUUCAGUCUGUUUAUUUUUUAAGAACUUUUAAAUUAAAUAAGUUAGAAUGAAAGAAAGUAUAUUUGUUUCAUUCUAAUUUAUUGCAUUAAUAUAGUAAUGCUUUGAAAACGAACAAACCUAAUAAUAAACCCAUAACGUGUUGCAAUAGCCAAUCAGUGAUACAGCUUUAUAAUAUUGACGUUUCUAAUUGGUUGUUACAACUCCAGACUAAAAAUACAAGUUUUGUAAUAAGUGCUUCUAAAGAUGUGUUUGCAUGAAACGAUUUUAUAGAAUGAUCGUUUCAAAAUAAUUGUCUUGAUACAGAAUUGUAUAGAUUAAUUAAGAAAAUACAAAUUCGUACAUUAAUCUUUUUAUUUAUUUCUACCCGUUAAAUAAAGCGUAAAUUGUGUGUGACCGAAAAUAGAGAUUUAAACUAUAUACUUUUUAGAACUUUCAUAACAGGAAGGAAUUUAAUUUAACCUCAAUGCAACUGGUUCGUGCUUGAGAAUUUAAUUGUAAUUACAUGUAAUCUCCAUAUGGUGAAUUUGCUCUCAAUUGAUCCUGUUGACAGUGCAAAGUGCUUUUGAUCGUUGUAAGAUAUAUUUCUGAUUUCAUUGCAAAAAUCAUGGCAUUGCAAUUACAAAUCUUGUCGAACGUUUUGCAGCGACUAAAAAAUACAAAAACUGCAGCAACUGGCUAUCUUUAUGGUAUUAUGUACAAUGAUACACUUGUGGUGCUAACAUUCAGCAUAAAUGAUUGUGAUAGUGAGGAUAAGAAUUUAAUUGACUACAUGGCUCUACAAUUAAAUUUACCUGCAGAUAUAUAUUGCUGUGGUAUAUUACAAAUUGGUGAAUGUGAAAAUAUAAAUCCAGAUGUGUUCAAAGAUAUUGACAUCACUGAUAAUCCAUUACUUUUAAAAUAUUCACAUAGUACAUUAAAAGUACAAGCAUAUUUUUAUAUGCAUCAAAAAUUAGAAGUUGCCAAUGAUUUCACUGUUAUUAGCGAAGAUGAUCUUUCUCAACAAUUUGUAUAUAUUAGAUUGCAAGCAACACUCCCAUUAGUUACUCAAGAUGGAAAUAUAUUGGAAGUAUUAGAGGAGUCACGAAAAAAUAUUGCAUCAGGAAAGAUAGGGAUACAUUUCCCCACAAACAAUGUAUAUCUUUUCAGAGCUGAUAAUGACUCAAAAGAUACACUGAUAAAAGAUAUUUUACCUGUAUCCAAAGACUAUGAUAAAUCUUUAAAAAAAUCAAAUCAGAUAAAUUAUUAUACAGGGGUUAUGAAUAUUAUAUACGCACACAUGUUAUUGAAGAUAUCAGGUGAGAAGAAUUCUGAAGAAUCUGUCAAAUAUGCUCCAGUGUUGCAGCAUAUAAAAAAAUCUUUUAACAGUCUGGAAUGCAGUUUACAUAUUGAUGCAUUAUCACUGGUAAAUUUAAAUAUAAAAUCUGCGGAACUACAUGCAAUUCUUGUAGAAUCCAUUUGCCGAAAUAUUAGAUUAAUUGAGAUACAACAAGAAAUACAAUCCAAGGAAACAGAGCUAUCUACAAAAUUGCCUGAGAUAUUGCAUUUUAAACCUCAAGGUUGUGGGCAUUUAUUUACAGUAGCAUAUCCUGGCAAUUUUAGCAAUGACAAUACAACGGAAUAUCGUAAGGCUUUACACAAGGCUUUAGCAUUUGAUUUAACUAGACCAUAUUUCCGACGUGGAAAUGCUGUAAAAUUGGACACACAAACAAAUGAGAUACUUAUAAAUCCUCAUGAAGCCCUUUUACAUAAAGGUGUUACAGGAAAACUUAAUGCCAUAUAUGGUUUGUAUUCAUAUCAUCAUUAUAUGCAAGAUGACUUUGAUGAUAAUGGAUGGGGAUGUGCCUACAGAUCUCUUCAAACUAUAAUUUCAUGGUACAGAUUACAGGGCUAUACCGAUAUAUCAAUACCUACGCAUCGCAAAAUACAGCAAUGUUUAGUUGACAUAGGCGAUAAACCAUCUGCUUUUAUUGGCAGCAAACAAUGGAUCGGUUCCACCGAAGUUAGUUUCGUGUUAUCGACUCUCCUUAAUAUAGAUGCAAAAAUACUGCAUGCAGCAGACGGAGAGGAGAUGUCAGUCUUAAUUCCACAAUUAGCAAAUCACUUUGAUACUCAGGGUACACCUGUCAUGAUUGGUGGUGGAGUAUUAGCCCAUACAAUUUUAGGAGUCACUUUUGACGAGCAUUCUGGAGAAGGAAAAUUCUUAAUUCUAGAUCCACAUUACACAGGUGCAGAAAAUUUAUCUACCAUAUUAAACAAAGGAUGGUGCGGAUGGAAAACAAAAGACUUCUGGAAAAAAGAUGCAUUUUAUAAUAUGUGCCUUCCACAAAGACCUAUAACCUUCUGAUAUUGAAUAUAUUGAAUUGUACAUAAAUUUUCUAAAUUUAAUGUGAAAAUACACUAUAUGUGUUUAUAUAUGUGCAUGUACGUGCACACACACACACACAACACGUAUGAUAGUGUUCGCAGUCGAGUAUUGCAUCAUAUUACAGUAAUAUUUUUAAGAAAUUAUUUGUUUACCACAUGUUAUACAAUAGAAUAAAGAUAAUAAAUAUACAUGUAAUAUUUUCUUGGCUAAGUGA